This is a messenger RNA of Clonostachys rhizophaga, 1248 nucleotides long. The record is from the annotation of a GenBank genome assembly. NCBI's taxonomy places the organism in Eukaryota, Fungi, Ascomycota, Sordariomycetes, Hypocreales, Bionectriaceae.
AUGUUCCAAUUUGGCGAAGAAACCCUACGACCAGCCUUCGAGGGCGACGGCGCCCCCAAGAUUUCAUACGGCCUCCGUUUCCCGGAAAGCUGCCAGCGCCACUGUCGCGAUACGUUUAACAGCUCGAAAGCUUUUGUUCUCUGUUCCAAGACGCUUUCCGAGAAGACCGACGCCCUUGAUCGUCUGCUUUCUGCCCUAGAAGGCCGCCUUGCAGGCGUCAGAAUUGGCAUCGACCCUCAUACCCCAAUAUCUCAGGUUUUGGAGGUCGUUCGGGACAUUCGUAGUCUUGACGUCGACUGUAUCAUUACUCUGGGCGCUGGCAGCCUUACUGAUGCCGCGAAGCUUGUCCGUCUGGCCCUAGCUAACGAUGCUGCUACCGAGGACGAUAUGGAUGCCCUUUGGGGGUCGGAGGAGAGCAACCCGUCCAGACGGAAAGUCAUACACCGGCCUACGAUCCCUCUGAUUCACAUCCCGACUUCAUUGUCCGGCGGGGAGUACCAGGCCAUUGCUGGCGGAACGGAAUCGAAAGCCCGUGGCCAGGCCAAGAGGACGUUCAACUGCGAAAAGGUCAAUCCCGAAUUGGUCAUUCAGGAUCCAGAGCUAUGUCUGACCACGCCUUCUUGGGUCUGGCUUAGCACUGGAAUCCGAUCUGUAGACCAUUGUGUCGAGACGCUCUGUUCGCUGCUUUCCAACGAUCGUGGCGACGCAGCCGCAGCCGCCGGCCUACCGAAGCUUGUCGCUGGCCUCCUGGAGAGCAAGGCAGAUCCGCAAUCGUUGUCUGCACGCCACCUCUGCCAGGAGGGUGUGGUCUCGGCUAUGUUUGCAGUUUCGACGGGGGUUCCCCUUGGCGCGAGUCAUGCCAUCGGACAUCAGCUGGGCCCAUUUGGGGUUGGUCAUGGACAGACGAGCUGCAUUCUGUUGCCAGCCGUGUGCAAGUAUAACUACAAGUACAAGGCCAACGUGGAAAAGCAGAACGCGACUCGGCACAUUCUCCUAGCUCAGAAAGAGGUCCAGCAAAUGAUCAAAUCAGGGGGUCGGGACCCGGGGAAGGAAGACCUCGGGGACAUCCUUGAUUUGAUCAUUUCCACCUUGGGGAUGCCCCGAACCCUCAACGAUGUUGGUGUUGGCGCAGAAAGCUUACCCCAUUUAGCACAGAAGAGUUUGGAGGAUAUCUGGAUCCGCACCAACGCAAUCCCGAUCACAGAGGAGGCUCAAGUCAUGGAAAUCCUUCAUCAGUGUAUGGUCUGA